AUGAGCGAAAGGGAGGAAGGAUCGAACGAGGAGGAGACGACGGAGGAAACUGAAAUCGAAGGAAAACCAUCACCACGGGAAGAGUUUAGCGAAACGAGCACCCCUAAAGAGGAAGAAGAAGAAGAAGAAGAAGAAGAAGAAGAAGAAGAAGAGCGAGAGAUCCAGACGCCACCAUUACCAUCACCACCUUUACCGCCGACGACGAAAGAACAAAAACAGUCUCGAACGAACGAGCUCGGCUUACACGAGCAAUGGCGGUCGAUACAGCGCUGCGAGCGACGCAAAACGAGAGAGGAAAGGAAAGACAGAAGGGAAAUUGCCAAGGAGAGACUCGUUGACCGGUUGGACGAGAAGACGGAGAAGUUGGAUCGAGAGUUGGAUGUGGCAGAGAAACAGACGCGGGCGAUGGCAAAAGCACACUUAGAAACGGCGGAGAGGAUUUACGACGCCGCGUUGAAGUGUAAGAAACAAAUGCGGAUGGAUUUGGAGGAGAGCAUGCGCAAGGCGUUCGCGGCGUUUGCGAAAGAAGCGGAGGAGGUCAGAAAGACGCACGAAGAGCGCGUGGCUGUAGCCGAGCGGGCGAUGAAGGAAAUGACCACGCGAUUUGAAAACCAUGAGUUGAACUCGAACUUUCCGAGACACGCGAGUACGAUGGCGGAGAUUAAAAACCAAGCGGAGGAAGAGCGAGCGAAUUUACGGUCUACGCUCGGCGCCAGAUUGGAAAGGGCGAGGAGAGACGUGUAUCGAGCGAGUGGAUGUGAAAGGGAGAGAGCGGCACCACGCGACGACGGAGACAUGCGUGUUACUAAAAACGACGACGAAGAAAGGAAGGAUGAUAACGACGACGACAGUAAUACCGAUCUCGACGAAAACGAAGGAGACGAAUUGAUGACGCUCUUGAAUACCACCGCGACCAACUCCGCCUACGACGCGUAUCACCCGAAACUCCUCCACCACCGCUUCCGCCGCAUAAACCGUCUGAAAGACGCCAAACUCCAGCGCAUGGAAGUAACCCUCUCCAAACUCACUCGCGAGCGUGAAAAGUGGCAACGAAAAACCGCCUCGCUCGAACAGGAGCACUCCGAAGACGCCCGUAAAAUCGAAACGCAAACGAGAGCCGCGUUGCGACAGGCGCGAGACGCGCGACGACUUCGAGCGAAAAAAAGUAAAGAACACUGCGAGCAGUUAAAACAGAAAUUGGCGAGAGAGUAUUAUCACAGUCGUCUUGACAUCGCAAGUCCCAACUUCUCUGCGAAAAGCGACGACUUUAGACGCUUUAAGGAACUCUUCAAAUUUGCCUCAUAA
Messenger RNA from Bathycoccus prasinos, 1305 nucleotides. RefSeq lists its product with no specific name. The transcript has a single exon. The coding region runs from base 1 to 1305 and encodes 434 amino acids. The record is from RefSeq and is a predicted model, not a curated record. NCBI's taxonomy places the organism in Eukaryota, Viridiplantae, Chlorophyta, Mamiellophyceae, Mamiellales, Bathycoccaceae.